AUAUAAGUCCGAACUCGGGCUCUUCCUCGUAGCGCCGCUUAGGACAGUUGAUCGGCGAGGUUGUGUGGUAGUUUUUGUACUACUCGAGACCUGGGCACUGCGAGCUGAAAGAGCUAAGCACGCGGGCCAGUCGUCAUGUCGCGUUACGGGCGGUACGGAGGAGAGACCAAGGUAUAUGUUGGUAAUCUGGGAACUGGUGCUGGCAAAGGAGAGUUAGAAAGGGCUUUCAGUUAUUAUGGUCCCUUAAGAACUGUGUGGAUUGCAAGAAAUCCUCCAGGAUUUGCCUUUGUGGAAUUUGAAGAUCCCAGAGAUGCAGAAGAUGCAGUGCGAGGACUGGAUGGGAAGGUGAUCUGUGGUUCUCGAGUGAGAGUUGAGCUAUCAACAGGCAUGCCUCGACGAUCUCGUUUUGAUAGACCACCUGCCCGACGUCCCUUUGAUCCCAAUGAUAGAUGUUAUGAGUGUGGAGAAAAGGGACAUUAUGCUUAUGAUUGUCAUCGUUAUAGCCGACGCAGAAGAAGCAGGUCAAGGUCUAGAUCACAUUCGAGAUCCAGGGGAAGGCGAUACUCGCGCUCACGGAGCAGGAGCAGAGGACGCAGGUCAAGAUCAGCAUCUCUUCGAAGAUCAAGAUCUGUAUCUCUUCGACGAUCGAGAUCGGCUUCACUCAGAAGAUCUAGGUCUGGCUCUGUAAAAGGAUCGAGGUAUUUCCAAUCUCGGUCAAGGUCAAGAUCAAGAUCCAGGUCUCUUUCACGACCAAGAAGCAGCCGAUCAAAGUCCAGAUCACCAUCUCCAAAAAGAAGUCGCUCGCCAUCAGGAAGUCCACGCAGAAGUGCAAGUCCUGAAAGAAUGGACUGAAGUUCUCAAGUUCAGCUUUUAAGGAAAAGUUAUUUUGUUUACAUUGUUAUAAGGGAUUUGUGAUGUCUGUAAAGUGUAACCUAGGAGGAGGGUAUUUCAACCAUUGAACCAAAAUGGAUCUGGAUUAUUACUCUGUAACUUCACAGCAGUAAGAUAAUGUACAUUUUUGUUGAAUGUAUUAACAUCCUAUGAUCUGAAAAUGUGGGGUUUUUUUUGGCACAUUUAAAUAAAAUGUUUCUAACUAGAAUUUUGAUUUGUGUUUAAUACUAACUUUUCAAUUUGGGUAAACUUUAGGAGUCAAACUUGAUAAUUAACUAUAUUCCUCUAAAGUUUGUGUUUGUUAAGUCUUAGACAUCGUUAACUGUUCUAUACAUGUUUGUUGGCCAGGGUCUUAAGGGAUUUUGAAAAUUCCAUAUUACUCUUGAAGCUUGGGGAAGAUGAUCUGAUCUUGAGGUCCCCGUAAUAGCAUGAGUGCAUUAUGACAGGUCCCUAUGUUAAGAGUUAAUCUGUUUGAAGUUAGUGUUAGUAGAUAUCACACUAAUCUCAAUCUGUCGAACUAGAGGGACCACUGAUUGGCCUGUAAAUGAGUGUGAUAGGAACUAGGCAGAGAGCUUAUUGAAGUAAAUGUGGUAUAAGUAGUUGGACUUAAUACUGGAGAAACAAUCUGACUUCUGAAGGCUAUUGCAUAGUAACUAAAGACUUCAGGCUAUUAGGUGGGAUGGUGUCGAUUAGAACGCCCCAUGUUGGGGAAUUCAGUGUGCUUUCGUUUUCUUUGUUUUCAACAUUAUCAAACCAAUUUUAUGCUCUCCAAAAAUGCAUGUUUGAGCAGUUGUCUGAAUUUGGGACAAAACAUUUUCAUGUAAACCAGCUUUGCAAAAUUUUCCAGCCCAGAUACUCCUAUUCCUUCAAAUGGAUUGCCUUACUCUUGAGUAGAGAUCUGUUAAUUUCCAAGCUGUUUUUCAGUUCCCACCAACCAAUGUAAUUUCUCUUAUUUUGCCAGGCUGGUGUAAAGUGAUUUAAAGAUGUCAACUUCAAAUGUUAAUGUCAGACUAAAGCAAUUUUGUAAAUUUCAUCUAUAUUUAGCAAUAUCUCAUGUAGCUAAGUUUUUUGAUAACGUCUGAUAGAAUGUUAUAGCCAGUAGGUUCUUUAUUCAGACUUAUAAUCUUAUUUAGUAGGGUAGUAACAAUUACUUACGAAAGUUGCCUGGUCAAGCUUUUACCGAGUAUUCUCUAGUCUUUUUUUUUUUUUUUAAAAGAUCACCUCUUACCUGGUAUCAGUGCUGGUGGUACAGGUAUCUGCCCUUUCCAUUUUCUUACACUUUUCAGCAAAAUCAUUGAAUAGCAGUGCAGUUUGGGAAUGCUGGUCUGCUUCAAAUUUAUUUGAUCUGAGUGAUUGCACUAGUGCGUUGGAAAUUAUUUGGAUGUUUUGUGUUUAGAAUUUUGAUUUAACUGGCUGAAAUAUAUAUAUGGUUGGUAUAAAGCUGUGUGUAUAAUUGGCAGGCUUAUUUGUUGCACUUGGUUAGCUUUAAUCGUUCUGUAUAUAUAAAGAUGAGUUUACUCAACAAUAAAUCUUACAGAGAUUGAAAAAACAAUCCUAAUACUCAAUUUUUGGAGGUGGGAGUUUUGAGUCAAGAGUAGGAAUUAUUAAUCCUGUAGUUUUGGGAUAGACAAUCUAGUCAGCACCGGAGACAUUAGUAUGAAAGGCUAUAAAGGGUGUGGAGGAGCUGCAAAAAA
Messenger RNA from Trichechus manatus latirostris (Florida manatee), 2585 nucleotides. It is a transcript of the gene SRSF7, whose product is annotated as serine and arginine rich splicing factor 7. Bases 136 to 852 code for a protein of 238 amino acids. The record is from RefSeq and is a predicted model, not a curated record. Gene Ontology annotation, molecular function: zinc ion binding; mRNA binding. Gene Ontology annotation, cellular component: nuclear speck. Gene Ontology annotation, biological process: mRNA splicing, via spliceosome. The transcript has 8 exons. Lineage: Eukaryota; Metazoa; Chordata; Mammalia; Sirenia; Trichechidae.